Molecule: messenger RNA, 548 nt
Organism: Acanthocheilonema viteae
Lineage: Eukaryota; Metazoa; Nematoda; Chromadorea; Rhabditida; Onchocercidae
Source: the annotation of a GenBank genome assembly
AUGGUAACUGCUUUAAAUAGUCCAAAGAAUGUUAAUCGAAAAUCAUUCACUGGUGGCGAAUCAAUUUCCAGAAGUUCGACAGCAUCGACCAGUGGAGCUGAAGGUAGCGUUCAGCAACGGAAUUCUUCCAAUGAAUUUAAAAAAUCAUUACAAGAAUAUCAUGGUGAAACGGAUGAAGCGUACGGUAGUCGUGGUGACAAUUCAUCCGGAUUAUUCCUAUCAACUCCAUCUCAAAAUGUUCCUUUGAAAAUUACCGAUUUAUGCAAGCACAAUCAUGCAGAAUGGGAUUUGUCAAGUGGCGAAAAUGAAAGUACUGAAAUGGGACAUGAUUCGGAUACAGGAUUGGAAUCGUUAUCAUCCACCGAAGUGGUAAAUUCAAAUCGUGUGUCGUGUAGUUAUUGUAUUGAUCGUCAAGCACCGUUACGAGAGGAAGAAUUAAAACGUCUCAAUGAACUUUUGAAUGAUGUAGAAAAAUUACGAACAGAACGAAUGGAUUUAUUGCGUCAAAAUGUUACAUGCAAAACAGAUAUCAAAAAGUUAAAAGAACG